Messenger RNA from Heterostelium album PN500, 444 nucleotides. RefSeq lists its product as uncharacterized. Lineage: Eukaryota; Evosea; Eumycetozoa; Acytosteliales; Acytosteliaceae. The transcript has 4 exons. The coding region runs from base 1 to 444 and encodes 147 amino acids. The record is from RefSeq and is a predicted model, not a curated record.
AUGGAUGAGGACAAUAAUGCCCAAGAAGGGGAAACUGAUGAUGAAAAUGAAAUUCAACAACAUUUGCUGGAAAAUACUUUGGAUGAUCGAGGAUGCUCUGUAUGGCUCGACUAUUCUGUAAUUUUACCCAAUGGAACUGUUAUUCAAGAUCCAUCAUAUGUCUUCGAUAUCAAUGUAGACUUGGCAUGCGCUGCAAGCACAGGACCAACUCCUACUCCUGCGCCUACUACUCCAGCUCUAACUACACUACAACCACUCCAACACCAUCUAAUCCAUAUAGUACAACAGACAACAAAUAACAACAGACUCUGCUCCAGUUUCGGAUCUACAUUCCUUCCAAGAUUUAAUUCGACUGCCGCUGGUGCUUCAAAUAAUUCAGGAAAACUUCAAUAUUCUCAUAUAGGUCUAGCCUUUUUAACUUUUAUAGUUGAAAUUGUCCAUUAG